Thyridium curvatum is the source of this 3411-nucleotide messenger RNA. RefSeq lists its product as uncharacterized. The record is from RefSeq and is a predicted model, not a curated record. Gene Ontology annotation, biological process: regulation of DNA-templated transcription. The transcript is spliced from 3 exons. Gene Ontology annotation, molecular function: histone acetyltransferase activity. Bases 1 to 3411 code for a protein of 1136 amino acids. Lineage: Eukaryota; Fungi; Ascomycota; Sordariomycetes; Thyridiales; Thyridiaceae.
AUGGCGGAGAUGGCAAGCGCGCAGCUCAUGGAGGAGGAGCUUCAACACAGCGUCAUGGUCUCCGAGGAGGAUGGCGAUUUCGAGGUGGAUGGAGCUGCAGGAUCGACCGCCACAGAUAAGGCUGACACAGUCGCGUCAAGCACGGAGAUCAAUGUUCGCGGGGAUGAUGACGGACCCGAGGACCAGGAUAUGGAUGGUGAGGGCGCGUCCGAGGACCUUGAAGAGGAGGGAUCUGGAGCGAAUCUCCAGGAAUCAUCUCAGAACGGGUCUGCCCAAGAAAGCCAAGACAUGGAAAUCGAGGAUGGUGCCGAAGAUGAGGAUGCUGAGGGCGAAGAUGAUGAUGGCGCGUAUGAACAAGAUGCCGAAGGAGAAGAAGACGAAGAAGACAUGACAGUUCAACCCGCCAUAUCACACGGCAACGCCCUGGAAACGCCGGAUGAUGCAGAUCAGGAUGCCGAAGGCGACGAGGACGAUGAGGGAGUCGGGGCUGUCAAAAUCAGACCCGGCGAGGAUGAUGAAGAAGAGGAAGAGGAGGACGAAGAUGAAGGUAGUGAAGCCAGCGCAGGCUCUGAGGCAGAUGCGCAAAGCGCCAGCGACGAAGAAUCAGAGGGGGAGGAAGCCUGGGAGGAUAACGCCGAAAAUGAAGAAGACGACGAGGAAGAAGAGAAUGUCAAUUCGAAUGUCUGCAUGUUCUGCAAACAAGACGAGGAGAACGACCCCAGUGAAGAGUUCGAAACCUUUCUUGCCUGUAAAGGGUGUGGUGAAAAUGCACACCAGCAAUGCGCCCGAGAGAAUGACGCCAUUGAUCAAAGAAACGGCCCCGAGAAAUGGAAAUGCCCAGAAUGCUACGACGCCGAGCGUGAAGAUGCUCUGCUCGAAGAGGGUGAGGGCGAGGAUGCCGAAGGCGAGGAGCAAGAGGGUGAAGGUGACGAAAAUACGUCACCAAGUAGUAGGAUAUCAAAUGGACGACUUGGCCGAGAACUUCUGCCGGCCCCAAAGCCAAAGCCGGAUUCGCACUCUGUCUUCAACCAGCUCGUGCUUGACGAAGAUCCCAUGGACGGUUCUCGUGUGCUUAGGAAACGCAAGACCUCCUCUGCGGAGGUCGAUGAGGAAGUCAUGUCUUUGCGGAAACGCAGGAAAGACACGGGCGAUGAGAUGAGUGUGGAUGGGGAGACCGAUGGGGAGGAGACGCCCCGACCGCGGUCGUCGAGGUCUCUACGGCAGAAAGCUACGAACACCCCCUCUUCUGCUUCGAUCACGAAGAAGACCCGCAACAGUCUAGUGGUUAAGGCGACACUAAACGCUGCGGAGCUUAAGAAGAUCACUUCGCAGAAGCCGAAGGGCGCUCUUAAGCCGGCCAACAAAGCAAGCACCUCAAGAUCAUCGCGGCCGGGCACGUCGCGAAGUUCAGUUCACGUUGGCGUACCCCUGACGGCACCCUUCGUCUCAACGAAUUUCACGCAACCGUUCUAUUCUUUCUUUGACAAAGAUACAGACGAGCUCAAGGGCAAACCCUACGGCGGUAUUCUGACAGAGGCAGAGGCGGACACGUCCAAGACACUUCCCACAAGUGAAGAUCGCCGUCGCUUCGACGAGGCGAAGCAAAAGGCUGAGGAAGAAUGGCGGGAGCGGCUUCUCAGGAUGCAAGAGGAGAACGAGCUUCCGGUCAAGAAAGCGAAAAAGGCAUCUGGCCCAGCUAGCCAGAUCGAGUGCAUCGAAUUCGGCGGGUGGGAGAUCGACACUUGGUACGCAGCUCCGUACCCGGAAGAAUAUAGCAGAAACCGGGUUCUCUACAUCUGCGAGUUCUGCCUCAAGUACAUGAACUCGGACUACGUCGCAUGGCGGCACAAACUCAAGUGCCCCGCCAAGCACCCUCCUGGAGACGAAAUAUAUCGGCAUGGCUCUGUGUCGGUCUUUGAAGUCGACGGCCGCAAAAACCCAGUCUACUGUCAGAACCUUUGUCUUUUGGCAAAGCUCUUUCUGGGCUCCAAGACACUCUACUACGACGUGGAGCCUUUCCUCUUCUACGUCCUUUGCGAGUUCGAUGACCUCGGCUACCACUUUGUCGGGUACUUCUCCAAAGAGAAGAGAGCAAGCAGCCAGAACAACGUCAGCUGUAUCCUGACUUUGCCCAUCCAUCAGCGAAAAGGCUAUGGCAACCUCCUCAUCGACUUUUCCUACCUGCUCACUCGAGUGGAACAGAAGACGGGAUCGCCCGAGAAGCCUCUCUCAGACAUGGGUCUUGUCUCGUAUAGAAACUAUUGGAGGCUGGUUCUUAGUCGCUACCUGCUGAAGCACGUUCCCGAGGACAGGUUUGAGCCCAAGGGACUGAGCAUCAAGCAGAUCUCCGACGAUACAGGCCUGACACCGGACGAUGUGAUUUCGGCACUUGAGGGUCUGAGGUGUCUCGUUCGAGAUCCACCGACGGGCGUCUAUGCAUUCCGGGUCGACUUGGCAUACUGCCAGGAAUAUGUGGCAAAAUGGGAAGCGAAGAAGUACGUCACGCUAAACCCGGCCGCCCUCACCUGGACGCCAUACGUGAUGGGGCGCAACAACGUUGCAAACUUUGAGCUCGGACCAGCCCUCACAGCUAUGGCCUCAGCGGGCGAUGAGGAAGAGCCAAAGCCCACGAACGGUGAGACAUCUGCAGCGCACAAAGCGGUGAACGGAGACGGACCCGCCCCCGGCGAGGUGGUCAAGGCCGAAGUGGAUGUUGAUGCGAACGUCAUGGAGUCUACUGAACCCAACGAAACAUCAGCAGAUACGAACGGGUUGGUGAACGGGGAGGGCCAAGCCAAGCCGGAUGGUGAGCAGGAGCAGAACCACAACGCGGCCGGCGCAGGCUCGGUCGAGCGAUCGCAUUCAAGUGCCAUUUCGAAAAAGGCAGAGGACGAGGACUGGACGAGUGCGUACAAAGCCAUACCGCCAACCCGGUUUGUGGUCUACCCGCCUUUGAAUGCUCGCAGGGUCGACAGGCCCCGGCCCACGCUGGGUUCGGUUGCCACACCCGUCGUGCGUACUAUGAGUGCAUCGCGACCGCGCCCGCGACGUUCAAUAGGCGGUGGCUCGGCCCGGCGUGCCUCGGCGUCGAAGCCCAAGAGCUCCUCCAAGAGGAAAACGGGUGGGACAGGCAGAGGCCCGGGUCGUUGGCCCAAGGGCACCAAGAAGAGCGACUACGGCGGGGCUGACAGCGGUCCCGGCAUGCCCCCGGGCUGGCUCGAGAGUCGCAAACAGGCACAGGCACAGGCUCAACUCAAGAGGGACGAGAAGAAGGCAGAGCGAGAGGACCAGGCGGAAGACACGGUCCAGGUGCAGACAAUAACCACAGCGAACGCUGUGAACGGAAGCCUCCAUUCUGCUGAAGGGGGCGGAGACGUGGUCAUGGCGGAUGGAGAUGGCGACGACGAAUGA